AAGAGGCGUGGCUCUGCGCUGCUCUGUGUUACGCCUCGAGGCUGGAUGGAAUGUCACUGCGUGACCAACCGGCACACCCAUACAUGGACUGAACCCCUGUUUUGUUUUUGAUCACCGUCACGCUGGAUAUAAACAUGCCGCUCGGCGAACAAAACGCGAAAACACGACUCUGUUUUGACAAAGCGUCUGCUCACCCCCUGGCCGAGAGCGACAUGUCGAUAAUAAACAGCGCGGUGCGACCGCAGUUCGGACACUGGCUCCUAGAGCAGGUGCAGUCCGGACGGUACGAUGGACUUUACAUGAUCGACAGAGACACAUUCCGCAUCCCGUGGAAGCACAACUCGAGGAAAGACUGCGGAGACGAGGAUAACAAAAUAUUCCGAGCAUGGGCUGUGGUUAGUGGUAAGAUCAAUGAGUAUCCCAAUGACAAGGCAAAGUGGAAGACCAACUUCCGCUGUGCCCUCAACAGCCUUACACAGUUCAAGAUGAUCCAUGACAACUCCAAGGACUCAGAGAAUCCCCAUAAAAUCUACCGCAUCAUCCGUCCUGAAAACCAUCAGCAGUGCUCGAGCAUUCACAUUGAAGCCUUGUACAGCUCCACAAACAAUCAAUGUGAAGAAAUGGAGUAUGAUUUGCCAAACCACAUGGACACCUUGCAUCUAAAUCAACAGCCCACAGAAAUACAGUAUUGGCCAGACUAUCAACAACCUAUCCAAGACCUAGCAGAUCACGCCAACCUCUGUAUCCCCCAAAUGCCAAUUGUGCAGCAGCAUUGCCUUCCGAAUAACCUGCCUGUUUCAGCACCACCUUUAGCACAGGUACCCUACAAUACAGUGCACCAGCCUUUCAUCCUGCCUUCUAUCAACGAGCUGGAGAUCUCCAUUCACUACAGGAAAAUGGAGAUGCUGAAGGUGCAGUGCGAAGGUCCACGCAUUCAGCUCCACUCACAGUGUGAUGAGUCAGAGCUGAGGGGCAUGUCCGUGCCCUUCCCCAGCACCGAGGCGCUCACUGACCACAAACAGGUCCAGUACACCAAGCGCCUCCUGGACAACAUCAAAAGGGGUCUGAUCCUGGAGGUCUGCUCCGCAGGCAUCUACGGCUUCCGCCAGGACAAGUGCAACGUGUUCGUCAGCACGUGCGAUCCUGCCGAGAUCCAGAACCCAGAGCCCAGAAAGCUGCCCCAGAACCAGAAUGAACUGCUGUUCAGCUUCGACAAGUACAAGAAAGAUCUUAUGGACUUCAAAGAGAACAGACGUGGAUCUCCUGAGUACACCAUCUAUUUGUGCUUCGGGGAGAAGUUCCCAGAUGGAAAGCCACUGGACAGAAAGCUGAUUGUUGUGAAGGUUGUGCCUCUGAUUUGUCGUGAGUUGCAUAAGGCAGCACAGCUGGAAGGAGCGUCAUCUCUGCAAAAUGACAACAUCAGCCUGCAGUUCUCCCACAAUAGCUUGUAUGAACUGAUUGAAGCCACUUUCUCACCACCUCCAGCUGUAUAAAGUGUUUUGUCUUCAUUUAGACACUGCCUGCUGAUCUCUGCAUUCCUGCUGAUAAACAUGGUUUUAACCACAAUACUGGCUUUACUCGUCCUCUCAGUCAUGCAGCACUUCUUGGCCGUAGCAAUGCAAAAAUCUUUGUGUACAAAACAUACCUGUUAUGCUGCCUGUUAUGCUUCCAAAAUGAAACAGGUAUCCCAAACUCUAGUAGUUAGCAAGUAACAGACUGUUUUACCUGUUUUGUUCAGUGUUUAACAGAAAAUACCUUUAAAAAAAAAGAAAAAAAAAAGAAGGAAAUAAUUUUUUAGUUCAUUUGUAGUUUCACUACAAAUGAACUAAAAUUUGUAGUUUGCCACCAUGUUUAGGUGUUUUAUCUUUUAGUGAAGAAUUCUCCUUGCUCUGCUACAUUUGUAAAGUUUUCUUAUCUGUUACUUUAAAAGAUUCUU
Molecule: messenger RNA, 1936 nt
Organism: Pangasianodon hypophthalmus (striped catfish)
Lineage: Eukaryota; Metazoa; Chordata; Actinopteri; Siluriformes; Pangasiidae
Gene: irf7
Product: interferon regulatory factor 7
Exons: 9
Coding region: 135-1493 (452 amino acids)
Biological process (GO): regulation of transcription by RNA polymerase II; immune system process
Cellular component (GO): nucleus
Molecular function (GO): DNA-binding transcription factor activity, RNA polymerase II-specific; RNA polymerase II cis-regulatory region sequence-specific DNA binding; protein binding
Source: RefSeq, a predicted model, not a curated record